AUGGCUGAGGCCAAGAAGGAGUUGUGCGUGAAGGAAACCUCGGAGAAUGGCAACGAUGAGAUCGCUAUUAAUGAUUGUGACUUUAAUGCGAAAUUUGUUGAUGGAAAAUGGACCGUUGAAUGGAAUUGGAAAGAUGGCGGUAAAACACCUAAGAUAAAUAACCAAGUACCUUCAUACUCAAUUUCAAAAGAGGCAAGGGAGGCGUUUGACGCUGAAGUGCAUGAUUGGAUAAGAGACGGUUGGCUCCAGCCUUAUGACGGGGAGUUUGAUGGCUUAAUUCCUUUAAUGGCGGUCGUGCAACAUAACAAGGACAAAGUGCGACCUGUAAUGGAUUACAGGGAAUUAAAUCAGUAUGUUUCAAGCCAUACAGCAGAAAGUGAGGUUUGUGGGGAAAAGCUAAGGAUGUGGAGAAAGCUAGGAGAACAUGUGAGCACUAUCGACCUUCGUAAGGCAUAUCUCCAAAUCCAUAUUGCUCCUCAUUUAUGGAAAUUCCAAGUGGUCCGAUUUAAGGAUAAGAAUUAUUGUCUAACACGACUCGGGUUUGGUCUAAAUGUCGCACCGAAAAUAAUGAGCAAAAUUGUUAAUAAAGUUCUGUCAAUGGACCCAAUAGUCCGAAGUGCUACGGACUCUUAUGUUGACGACAUAGUGGUGAAUGAGAACAUUGUUGGCGGUGAUGUAGUAAAGAAGUUGUUGGAAAAAUAUGGGCUGUCAGCGAAACCAGUGGAGCCACUUGAUGGAAGUAGGGUUUUGGGGCUUAACGUCUCAAAAAGAGAUGGCAAGUUGAUGUGGACCAGAGACAACAAGAUAAAAGCUUUGGAUAAAAUUGAGACCAAGAGGGAUGUGUACUCCUUGUGUGGGCAGUUAAUCGGACAUUUCCCGGUGGCUGGUUGGCUUCGACCAGCAUGCAGUUUUCUUAAGAGGCAAUUGACAGAUUUGAAAUGGGACGAUGUGGUGGGCAACCGAAUCAAGAUAAUGUUAGGAGAUAUAAUGGAAAGCGUAAAAGAAAAGGAUCCUGUGUUUGGAAAAUGGGCAGUGUCAUCUAGUGACAAAGGAACUGUGUGGUGUGAUGCUAGCAGCUUGGCGAUCGGUAUUUGCAUUGAAAUUGAUGGUGAAAUAGUUGAGGACGCGUCUUGGCUAAGGAAAGAAGAUGAUUCGGCGCAUAUUAACUUAGCUGAGUUAGAGGCUUUGUUGAAAGGAGUGAACUUAGCUUUGAAAUGGAAUUUGAAGGAGUUAUACUUGGUCACAGAUUCGGCCACCGUUUAUGCUUGGGUAACAUCCAUAUUAACAGGAGACCGACGUAUUAAAACACAUGGGAUGGGUGAAGCUCUUGUAAGAAGACGGUUGGGUUUGUUAAAAGACCUCAUAUCAGAAUGUGGCCUUAAGGUGAGGAUGGAUCUGGUUAAAUCGCAAUUUAACAAAGCAGAUCGCCUGACGAGAGUUCCUAAAAAGUGGUUGGCAAGAGAGGAGGAAAAGACCAGUAUUGCAAUGAUGGGUGAAGAAGAGGAGGAAAAGACCAGUAUUGCAAUGAUGGGUGAAGAAGAGGAUGAGGAUAAACAAAAGUUGGUCAAAAGAAUCCAUGGUCUGCAUCACUUUGGUGUUAAUCGAACUCUUUUCACAGUUAGGCGUUGUUACCCAGCCGUUGAGUUUAGUAAACAGGACGUUGACUGCGUAGUCAAAUCAUGCAAAGAAUGUUUAUCUGUUGAUCCAUCCCCCAUCAAAUGGAAGCCGGGGCACUUGGAUUGCGACAAGAAUUGGCACAGGCUUGCGAUUGAUGUGACUCAUUAUGGGUCAUAUAAAUUUCUUACAAUUAUAGAUUGUGGUCCAAGUCGGUUUUGCAUUUGGCGACGGAUCCCAAGUGAGACUAAAGAACAGGUAGUAAAAAUCUUACUUGAACUGUUUUCAGAACGAGGUCCACCCCAAGAACUAUUAAUGGACAAUAGUGCAACAUUCAGAUGUGAACAAAUUGAACAACUGUGUGAGGAAUGGGGGGUUAUCCGUCGUUUUAGGUGUGUGAACCGUCCGUCCGGCAAUGGAAUCGUUGAACGAAACCAUAGAACGAUAAAGAGAAUGGCAACAAGAACCAGAAGAAGUGUUCAAGAAAUGGUAUAUUGGUAUAAUCUAACACCAAAAGAAGAUUUGAAUGAAGAGUCGACACCAAGCUCUAGAUUGUUCUGCUACAGGUGGAGGUGUAAGGGCGAACCUGUAAAUUGUGACGAGCAACUAAGAACUGAGUUUUCACCUGAUGAACCUGUGUUUGUCAAGCCUAAAAAUUCCUUAUGUACUACGAGAUGGAAGCCUGGUGUGGUCUCACGGCAGCUCUCACAAACCAGCGUAGAGGUUGAUGGUAUGCCACACCAUAUUGCUGAUGUUCGUCGUGCUGGUGUUGACACCACGGGGGCGUGUGCUUGUGAUAUAAAUUAG
This is a messenger RNA of Macrosteles quadrilineatus (aster leafhopper), 2421 nucleotides long. RefSeq lists its product as uncharacterized. Gene Ontology annotation, molecular function: nucleic acid binding; RNA-DNA hybrid ribonuclease activity. Gene Ontology annotation, biological process: DNA integration. The transcript has a single exon. Lineage: Eukaryota; Metazoa; Arthropoda; Insecta; Hemiptera; Cicadellidae. The coding region runs from base 1 to 2421 and encodes 806 amino acids. The record is from RefSeq and is a predicted model, not a curated record.